CAACAUGUCACUGUUUUCUUGUAAGGUUUUCAUUACUUCCUCUUUGACAGUCUGGCUACGUCAUACUGCAUGCAUACUACCAUACUACAUAGUAUAAAGUCAGUUUGAAGUAGUAGAGUAGUAUGCAGGUUUGUAGACACUAUUUACUAGUAUGUACAGUAUAUCAGCUGACCCUGAUAAUAGACCAGAGUAGUGAUCCUUACCUGGUUUUACGUCAUGACCAGCCUUGACCAAUUUUUGGUACAAUAUCAAUAUCAGAGCUCUGAGUAUCAUGCAAUACCUGAUACUAAUCCCGAUAUUGAAGUCCUCAUAGUUAGCGAGUGAAUCUCUGAAAGCAUCUGAUUUGCAGGAUACCAGAGACCAUGUCAAAAGUAAGAUUAAGACCAAAUCUGUCUCAUGUCAUUGGUCAAUCUAAUCUAAUUUGACACUGAUGCGGCAUUUCGAACUAGUAUUGAUACUAAUAUACUAAUACGGAGUGUCAGAUUGGUUCAUCGCUAGAUAUAACACUUUCAAUAUAUUUUACAAAACGAGUAGUGCAGUAAAAAAAAAAAAAAAACAACAACACACACAAAAUGAGUUCAUGUAAUAGAAAAAAUAAUAAUAAUGAGAAAACUGAUCCUGGUGCUUAUCCAGAGAAGGUUUCAUACUUUCAUUUGGAAAUAACGUACCUAACAAAAGAAAGAAGAAGAAGAACACUUCUGCGAGCUGCUCUAUGAUUGUUGGUUAGUCAGUUGUGACCCACCGUUUAAGAACCACUGGACUAGAGGAUGAUCAACGUCACAGCCUGUUUAUGGAAAAAGAUGAGCUGCAGUUCCUGUAUAAUUACAUCAGCAAGAAAUGGAGAGUCGCUUCACCAAAGGCAAGUCCGCCAUCCUGGAGCGGCCGCUCACCCGAGCCAAGACGGAGGUGAGCGUGAGUGCGUUUGCGCUGCUCUUCUCGGAGAUGGUGCAGUAUUGCCAGAGCCGCGUGUACUCCGUGGCCGAGCUGCAGGGCCGGCUGGCCGACAUGGGCCAAGGUGUAGGGGCCAGCCUGCUGGACGUCCUUGUGAUGAGGGAGAAAAAUGGCAAGAGGGAGACCAAAGUCCUGAAUAUCCUGCUGUUUAUCAAGGUAAAUGUAUGGAAGGCCCUAUUUGGGAAGGAAGCAGAUAAACUGGAGCAGGCCAACGAUGAUGACAAGACCUACUACAUCAUUGAGAAAGAGCCGCUGAUUAACGCGUACAUCUCUGUGCCGAAGGAGAACAGCACUCUGAACUGCGCGGCCUUCACAGGCGGCAUCGUGGAGGCCAUUUUGACCCACAGUGGAUUCCCAGCCAAAGUCACAGUGCACUGGCAUAAAGGAACCACACUGAUGAUUAAGUUUGAUGAAGUGGUCAUUGCUCGUGACAAGACUCUGGAUGGUAGAUAAGACAGCACUGUUUUUAGCCCUUUUCCCCUAACUGAUACUGAAUUUCCAAUAAGGCUGAGUGUUCGACUGGAGGUCAGGGAGAAAGUUCAGCAGUGUGACUGAGGGAGUGAUGUGAUAGCAGAGGUUUAACAACAGAUCACAUGUCACGUAACAACACAAUUUACAGUGUUGAAUUUUAGUUAGCAAAAGAUCUAUAUUUAUUUGGAGGAGGAAUGGAUUAUUUCCAUUUUUAGUGGUGGAAACUAGGGUGCAAAUA
Ictalurus furcatus (blue catfish) is the source of this 1660-nucleotide messenger RNA. RefSeq names its product trafficking protein particle complex subunit 5 (gene trappc5). Bases 838 to 1404 code for a protein of 188 amino acids. Gene Ontology annotation, biological process: endoplasmic reticulum to Golgi vesicle-mediated transport. The transcript is spliced from 3 exons. The record is from RefSeq and is a predicted model, not a curated record. Gene Ontology annotation, cellular component: TRAPPII protein complex; TRAPPIII protein complex; TRAPPI protein complex. NCBI's taxonomy places the organism in Eukaryota, Metazoa, Chordata, Actinopteri, Siluriformes, Ictaluridae.